Messenger RNA from Prorocentrum cordatum, 2250 nucleotides. The record is from the annotation of a GenBank genome assembly. Lineage: Eukaryota; Dinophyceae; Prorocentrales; Prorocentraceae.
AUGGGGCGUACACCACGCGUGCCCUCGGUGACCCUCGUUUCCCCGAGAAGGCAGGCGUCGUCCUUCAGCCCCAGGAGAAGCCCCAGGGGCACCCCAGCCGCCCAGGAGAGUGGGCGCGCCCAAGAGCAGCCCCCAGAGCGCGCGCCUGCGCCGCCCAGAGACUGCUGCCGGGCGCCCGUGCCGCCCCUCUGCGAGGGCCAGCUCGACGUGCUGUGCCGCCGCGCGGCCCCGCGGCGGGGCCGGGCACCCACCGAUGGGAUGCUCGGGGGCGACUCCGACGCGGCUCUGUCGUUCCGGUCGCAGCUGGCUCAGUUCCAGCAGUACCUGCAGGAGACGGAGCUCCUGGAAGCAGGCGGCUCCGACGGGCCGCCCAACACCAGGCCAGGCCGGCGCGGGCAGGCGCCCGCCUCACUGCCGGGCCAGCUGGAGCAGGCGCUGGCGCAGCACACGGCGGCGCUGCAGAGGGCCGCGGCGGAGCACGAGGGCCAGCUGCAGCUGGCGGCCGAGCGGAUCGGGCAGGAGCUCGGGCGCGCGGUGGGCGCGGCGCUGCUGCGCGGCCAGAGCGCGGCGGCGUCCUCCGCGCGCAGCGCGCCGUCCACGGCUCGUGCCGGCAGGAGCGCGACGCCGCGGCCGCGGCGGGCGCAGGGCGCCGGGAGCGCCGGCCAGGCCGGGGGGGCGGCGGCCAGCGGCCCGUCGGGGUGCGAGCCCCUGGGCGAGCCCUCGCCGCCGUCGAGCGCCUCGCCGCGGUCGAGCCUGUCGGAGUGCGCCGCGGCGAGCUGGCCCGUCGGCGACGUGGACCCUGCCGGGAGUGCGUCGUGUGGGGUCGGCGGCGUGCGCAGGGCGGGCGGCCACGGCGAGAGCGACCUCGUGGACAGGAUCCCCACCAAGGAGUCGCGCGUGACCGCGGUCUCCAGCUGGUCGGAGAGAGGGCCCCAGAGCACGGGCGGGAGGCUGAUCAAGGGUGUCACGGUGUGGUUGGACGCGGAAGAGCCGCAUCACAGCGGCCUUGUAGCGGGGAUGAUUCAGAGCAGGGCAUUCGACAUCUUGUGCAAUCUGGUCAUUCUUUUGAACUGCAUAUUCGUUGUUUGGAUGGCGAAUCGCUCAGUGGGGAGUUCCCGAGACCGUGACGCAAUCACGGUGGUUGAAUUCGUGUUCACCACGUUUUAUAGUUUGGAGAUCGGUUUAAAGCUCUGGGUUCACCGAUUGUUCUUCUUCUCCAACGAGGACGCGGCAUUCAAUGUGUUGGACUUGAGUUUGGUGCUGAUAGCUGGGUUCGAGAUUGUGAUACUACCCCUCAUAAGAACAAGCUCGGGCGCAGUAGACUCUACGUUCUUGCGGAUCCUCCGCGUCUUUAAGGUUGUCAAAGUCCUCCGAAUGAUGCGCGCACUCCACGCGUUCAAGGACAUCCGCGUAAUGAUAGAUUGUUUGGUACACUCAGUCUGGCCUUUGCUUUGGGCGAGCGCACUGCUUGGAUUCCUGUCAUCCCUCUUCGCCAUCUACUUCGUGCAAAGUUUGGCUGUCGCCCUGGAGGAUGGCAAUCUGAGCCCCGCCCAAGAGAGGGAAUUGCUGGAGCACUUUGGACAGGUAGAGGUGGCGGUGUUCUCCCUGCUUGUGGCCACGACAGGAGGCAACGACUGGGCAUAUUAUUCUAUAAGGCUGGAGCCACUAGGAGGCUUUGCGUGCGUUGUGUAUGUCGUCUACAUAAUGUUCAUGUUCCUCGCGGUGAUGAAUAUCGUUACCAGUGUUUUUCUGGACAAAGCCAUGGAGAUCGCAAAACCAUGCUCGGAAAACGAGAGGCUGGACCAGUGCCACGCGGACCUGGAAGACGCACGCGAGCUCACCCGCUUGGUGUCCUCCAUGGACGAAGCCCACCAGGACCGCGUCACCUUCGGCCAGUUCGUGGGCUACAUGCGCGAGCCGGAGUUCCGGAAACACUUCGAUGCGCGGGGCCUGACCCGGAAGGACACGAGGAUGCUGUUCAAGAUGCUCGCCUCCUACGACUCCGGCCCGGCCCGCCAGCGCGGCGAGAGGACGGUCCACCUCUCCGCCUUCCUGGAGGGCUGCAUGCGGCUGAAGGGGGAGGCGUCCAGCAUGGACGUCUACGCCCUCGGCUGCGGGCUGCACCUCGUGCGCGCGGCCCAGGCCGACUUCGGCGCCUGGGCGGAGGGGCAGUUCGCGGAGCUGGGGGCCCGCCUGGACGGCGCGGCGGCCCCAGCCCGCGCGUCCGGCCACCGGCCUCCGGGUUGCUGA